UCUGUGUGUUUGAGUGUAUCUGUGUGUGUGUGUGUGUGUGUGUGCGUGCAUGUGUGUGAGCAUUGCGGAUAGAGUUGAGACAGCUUUUUAUUCUAUCAUUUAUAACUAUGGUAUAGCAUUAACCUAUGAACUAUAGAACAGUGCAAUAAACUAGAUGCCUCCGUAUUUUGGAGGUAGAAAAUGGAAACAUCAUUCAUUUUCUCACUUAAAUAUGUGUGAAUCAAAAGAAAAAACUUUCUUCAAGCUCAUACAUGGCACAGGAAAAGAAGAAACCAGCAAAGAGGCCAAAAGCAGAGCUAAGGAGAAAAGAAACAGGCUAAGUCUUCUCGUGCAGAAAGCUGAGUUACAUGAAGAGACCCACUCCAGUAGAUCUGGGCCCUUGGCCAAAGAAACAAGUGUCUCCCCUGAAGAAGCAGUGAAAUGGGGUGAAUCAUUUGACAAACUGCUUUCCCAUAGAGAUGGACUGGAUGCUUUUACCAGAUUUCUUAAAACUGAAUUCAGCGAAGAAAACAUUGAAUUUUGGAUAGCCUGUGAAGAUUUCAAGAAAAGCAAGGAACCUCAACAACUUAUUGUUAAAGCAAAAUCAAUAUACAAGAAUUUUAUACAGAAUGAUGCUCCAAAAGAGGUUAAUCUUGAUUUUUGCACCAAAGAAAUCAUUGCUAAGAGUAUCACUGAUCCCACACUCCACAGUUUCGAUGCUGCACAAAGCAGAGUGUAUCAGCUCAUGGAACAAGACAGUUAUAUGCGUUUUCUGAAAUCUGACAUCUAUUUAGACUUGAUAGAAGGAAGACCUAAGAGACCAACAAAUCUAAGGAGACGAUCACGCUCAUUUACCUACAAUGAAUUCCAAGAUGUAAAAUCUGAUGUUGCCAUCUGGUUAUAAAUUAAUUUGACUUCGUUUAUUCUGAUGGUAAACUGCAC
Messenger RNA from Fukomys damarensis (Damara mole-rat), 921 nucleotides. RefSeq names its product regulator of G protein signaling 18 (gene Rgs18). NCBI's taxonomy places the organism in Eukaryota, Metazoa, Chordata, Mammalia, Rodentia, Bathyergidae. The transcript is spliced from 5 exons. The record is from RefSeq and is a predicted model, not a curated record. Bases 155 to 883 code for a protein of 242 amino acids.